Messenger RNA from Mesorhabditis belari, 324 nucleotides. The record is from the annotation of a GenBank genome assembly. NCBI's taxonomy places the organism in Eukaryota, Metazoa, Nematoda, Chromadorea, Rhabditida, Rhabditidae.
AUGAAAACGGCGAUUUUUUUUCUCGAGUUAACUGUUCUCUGUCUAUCCACAACAUUUGCCGCAAAUGAGUCAGACAGCCGAGAGAUCCAAGUCAUUCCCGGGCAUACCCUCGAGGGGAAGCACUCAACCGCCAAUUGUCGUCACGAUCUGCAGAUUAGCCAAAUUUGGAAUUGGAUCCUUGGCUCAGCCGCUGGCCUUUUUUUAUUGACGAACGUCGUCACGUUGACGGUGUUCAACCGGGUGGCGCUCGGCGGAUGUUGGCAUCGCCUCGUGGACCGAAUUCGGCAUCGAAACGACGACCCGGAAAGGGAAAAUAUGAUGGAU